Molecule: messenger RNA, 1129 nt
Organism: Solanum tuberosum (potato)
Lineage: Eukaryota; Viridiplantae; Streptophyta; Magnoliopsida; Solanales; Solanaceae
Product: mitochondrial amidoxime reducing component 2-like
Exons: 8
Coding region: 53-982 (309 amino acids)
Molecular function (GO): pyridoxal phosphate binding; catalytic activity; molybdenum ion binding
Source: RefSeq, a predicted model, not a curated record
UAUAUUCAGAUGAAGUAGGUAAGAGCAAAGCAAAGAGCAGAUACAGAGAGUGAUGGCAGAAGUCAUAGGAGCACCAGCAGCUCAAGUUAAAUCAAUCUUUGUAUAUCCCAUCAAAUCAUGCCGUGGAAUUUCUGUUUCUCAAGCACCUAUCACUUCUACUGGAUUUCGAUGGGAUCGACAAUGGUUAGUGGUGAAUUCCAAAGGCAGGGCCUAUACUCAAAGAGUUGAACCGAAGCUUGCUCUUGUCGAAGUGGCAUUGCCAACUGAGGCCUUUUCUGAAGGCUGGGAACCAAAUAAUGAUUCUUAUCUAGUUAUCAGAGCUCCCGGUAUGGAUCCACUGAACAUUCCACUAAGUAACCCAUCUGUAGUGUCGGAUGGUGUCUCGGUCUGGGAGUGGUCUGGUUCUGCCUUGGACGAGGGAGCUGAGGCAGCUAUGUGGUUCUCCACACAUCUGGGGAAACCAAGUCGGCUAGUUCGCUUUAGUGAAGUUAAGGAAAUGAGAGUUGUAGAUCCUAAUUAUGCUCAAGGAUACAAUGUUAUGUUUUCUGAUGGAUAUCCAUACCUCGUGCUAUCCCAGGGAUCAUUGAAUGCGUUAAAUUCUCUUCUCAAGGAGCCUGUUCCAGUAAAUCGUUUUAGACCCAAUGUCCUUGUUGAUGGAUGUGAACCAUUUGCUGAGGAUUUGUGGAAGGAGAUCCGGAUCAAUAAGUUGACAUUUGAGGGUGUCAAACUAUGCUCUCGCUGUAAGGUACCUACCAUAAAUCAAGAAACAGCAGUAGCAGGCUCUGAGCCAACAGAAACUCUCUUGAAAUUCCGUUCCGAUAAGGCCUUGCGUCCGAAUAAGAAACAACAAGGGAAGGUAUAUUUUGGACAGAACAUGGUUUGUUCCGACGCUCUUAGCCAUGGAAAAGGCAAGAUAGUCAAGGUGGGGGAUCCUGUUUAUGUCCAUAAGGCUGUUCCUUCUAGUGCUGAGGCUCCAGCUUGAACUCUAGUUGUUCUAUCACUGUAAUGUAAAAUGUGCAUCUGAAUAAGGUGAUCCCAAAAGAUAAGAAUACUAAUGUAAGGAAAAAUGGUCUUCCAGGCCACUGCUAAAUAUAUCUAAAUAAAAGGUUCGCCUGUAUUUCUUUUCAUC